This is a messenger RNA of Thrips palmi, 2878 nucleotides long. RefSeq lists its product as uncharacterized. Gene Ontology annotation, molecular function: serine-type endopeptidase activity. Gene Ontology annotation, biological process: proteolysis. The record is from RefSeq and is a predicted model, not a curated record. Lineage: Eukaryota; Metazoa; Arthropoda; Insecta; Thysanoptera; Thripidae. The coding region runs from base 1 to 2433 and encodes 810 amino acids. The transcript is spliced from 14 exons.
AUGCUCGACGCGCUGGGCGUGCGUCAGGGCCGCACCGGCUACUGGUGGCGGCGCCACGGCUACGAGGAGCCGGGGCUACUGAGCUGGGUGCCGGGCCGGCCCGACCACGUGCCCGAGACCCUCAUCAAGUCGGAGCAGAGGCUGGAGGAGGGCACGUGGCCGCAGAACGGCGCGCAGGAGAUCCAGGUGAACCUGGAGCGCACGGACACCAUGUCGCUGAGGGUGUGGCUGUCGGUGGUCUCGGACACGAGCAUCAACCCGCUGCUGAUGCGGGGCGAGAACCUGCUGCAGCGGCCCGGCAACCGCAUCAUCGUGUCGUGGCGGCCCGAGGAGGCGGCGGCGCGGCUGGGGCUGGCCAUGUGCAGGGACGCGGCGCAGUCGCAGUGCCACGUGCUGCUGCUGUUCGGCUUCAACGGCCGCCUCGGCUUCGCCUUCAAGAGGCACUCGUUCCAGGAGGCGGGCGCGUCGGGCUGGGUGGCGGGCCGCAACGACCGCAUGCCCGCCACCGUCCUGCGCAGCGACCCCGGCGUGGAGGGCUGGCCGCUGGGCGGCCGCCAGCCCCUGCAGAUCGUGGUGGACCGGUCCGUGCCCGGCGGCGUGCAGGUGUGGGUGGAGGGCGGCGAGACGCUGUCGCUGCAGCUGCCCGACCAGUACUCGCACUUCACCGUGUCCUCGCUGGACGAGCACGGCGGCACUGCCGAGGUGGAGGGCGCCCCCGCGCACCCGCAGCAGCAGCAACCCGACCUGAGCUUCGGCCAGGGCGACUGCGUGCCCUCCAUCCGCGGGCACAUGGCGCGCGGCCAGCAGAUGCUGCUGGUGUGGGAGCCGCGCGCCAGCCACGGCAACCUGGGCGUGUCGUUCUGCGUGGACGCGUCGCAGGGCGACUGCUUCGUGCUGGACAUGUACGGCUUCCGCGACCGCCGCCUCGCCUACUCCUGGCGGCACCACAGCGCCCUGGAGGCCGGCGUCGGCGCCUGGGUGCCGGGCCGCGACACGCUGGUGCCGGAGAACCACCUGCAGACCGACGCGGAGGUGGAGCCCGGCUGGCCGGGCAACCCCUCGCAGUUCCUCAUGAUGGUGACCGUGACGGCCGCCGGCGUGGUGGAGCUCCGCGUCGACGGCCUGGACCCCGGCCAGACGCGCCGCCUCAAGUUCUCCCUCCCCGAGGGCCACACCAGCAUGGCCGUCUCCUCGCCGCAGCACACCGGCGAGUACAGCAUCCGAGGCCCCUGCUUCAACGGCUUCAAGUACAAGUGGUCCAGCCUGCUAUGCAACAUCCCCGACGCCGCUUCGCUGGCCGUGGAGCAGAGCGAGCUGCAGUCGGCGUGGACGCUCAAGGCGCGCUCGGCGCACGGCCAGAUGCGCUCGCCGGCCAUGUCGGGCGACGACGGCGAGAUCUGCAUCAGCAUGGAGGUGCUCACGGUGGGCAGCGCGCGGCUCACCAUCACGGUGGAGGACAUCGAGGGCAACGCGCAGCCCGUGCGCCUGGCCGAGGUCGUGCCGCAGGACACGUCGAAGGGCGAGUGGCAGCGGCUGCAGAAGACCACCACACUGCCCGAGGCGAUGCGACGCAGCCAGGUCCGCGUCGUGGUGGCGGGCGACCAGGUGGACGGCAGCGGCCUGGUGCUCGUCAAGACCCUCAGCUUCUGCAACCCCCACACGUGCGGCGUGGCGCCCCAGAACGUGGUGCCGCUGAUCGCGCACGGCAGUGUGGCCAAGAUCGGCGACUACCCCUGGUUCGCCGGCAUCUUCAGCCGCGACGGCGACUCCUGGGACUCCAUCUGCGGCGGCACGCUGGUGCGCCCGGACGUCGUCGUGUCAGCCGCCCACUGCUUCUUUGACGAGAGCAGCUGGAAGACCUACGACCAGGACAGGUUCAGGGUGUCGGUCGGCAAGUACACUCGCGACUGGAACGUGCAGGAGGCGGGCGAGCAGCGCAGCGCGGUGCUGGGCAUCAUCAUCCCCGACCGGUACCGCGGCAGCAAGCGCAUCUACGAGCACGACAUCGCCUUCCUCCGGGUGCGCUUCGUCGUCACCGCCCUCGUGCUGCCCAUCUGCGUCGACUUCAAGGACCAGUUCAGCCUCAAGGCGGGCGACGUGGGCGUGGUCAACGGCUGGGGCUUAACGGAGAACAAAGCCACCAGUCCCAAGCUGCAGUUCGCCAAGAUGCCAUACAUCCCCUUCAACGAGUGCAUCAAGUCUGUCCCGGACAGCCUGGCCAGGUACCUCACGGGGGACAAGUUCUGUGCCGGCAACAUCAACGGCUCGACGGUGUGGUCCGGCGACAGCGGCGGCGGACUGUCCUUCGCCAAGAACGGCCGCUGGUUCCUGCACGGCAUCGUGAGCGCGGGCGUGCCGGGCAAGCUCACCUACAGCCUCUUCACCGACAUGCACCGCUACCUCGACCUGCUCAAGAAAGUCUUGUCAUCGUGAAGCGACCGUCGUCGUCACAUGGACGAGAAAACAGUUCAAUGUCGCCAGGAAAGAGUCUGUUUUUCGUCAUUGUUUUGUUUGAAAUGCUUUAUUUGAGAGUGGAACUCGUUUGUAGCUUAAGUUUUAAAAUUAUUUAUCGACUUGAGUGGCAUCAGUUCCCCUGUCGCGGGGCUUCGUCCAGAGAGAAAGACUGUACACUGUACGUGAAACACAAGCUGUUGUAAUUUAAUUUAUCUAAUAGUGCCAAAUAAGCUAUUUUUCCCAGUGUGGACGGGAGCAGCACCGACUCUGCACAAGAAUGUCAGUAACUUUUGGCGUUCUGCUGAACACUUGUUGGGGCAAGACUUCUUGUGCUGCGUGGUUUCUGAGAACCCAAUUCCUGUUGCAGAUGCCAGCAAACUUUUGUAAAUAACGGUACAAUAAAACUAUUAUUUUUUAAGAAAAA